CGCCGCAGCCUCCCCGCUCCGGACUGCCGACAUGCCGGCCCCCCGUAGACCAGCCCUGCUGUUGCUGCUGCUGCUGCACGUCCCGCAGGGUGCGAGACCCCAGGUCAACCCGGCGGUAUGCCGGUACCCCUUGGGAAUGUCAGGCGGGCACAUCCCAGACGAGGACAUCUCAGCCUCCAGCCAGUGGUCCGAGUCCACAGCUGCCAAGUACGGACGGCUGGACUCAGAGGACGGCGAUGGUGCCUGGUGCCCCGAGAUCCCAGUGGAGCCUGACGACCUGAAGGAGUUCCUGCAGAUUGACCUGCGCGCCCUGCACUUCAUCACGCUGGUGGGCACCCAGGGGCGCCACGCUGGGGGCCACGGCAAUGAGUUUGCCCCAAUGUAUAAGAUCAACUACAGCCGGGAUGGCACCCGCUGGAUCUCCUGGAGGAACCGGCACGGGAAGCAGGUGCUGGAUGGGAACACCAACCCCUACGACAUCGUCCUCAAGGACCUGGAGCCGCCCCUCAUCGCCCGCUUCGUCCGCUUCAUCCCCGUCACCGACCACUCUAUGAACGUCUGCCUGCGCGUGGAGCUGUAUGGCUGUGUCUGGCUGGACGGGCUGGUGUCCUACAACGCGCCUGCUGGGCAGCAGCUCGUCCUUCCUGGGGGCACCGUCAUCUACCUGAACGACUCGGUGUACGACGGGGCAUUCGGGUACAGCAUGACGGAGGGCCUGGGCCAGCUGACGGAUGGGGUGUCGGGGCUGGAUGACUUCACUCAGACUCACGAGUACCACGUCUGGCCGGGCUAUGACUACGUGGGCUGGCGCAAUGAGAGCACUGUUGGGGGCUACGUGGAGAUCACCUUUGAGUUCGACCGCAUCAGGAACUUCACUGCCAUGAAGGUCCACUGCAACAACAUGUUCGCCAAAGGGGUGAAGAUCUUCAAGGAGGUGCAGUGCUACUUCCGCGCUGACGCCAGCGAGUGGGAGCCCAGCGCAGUCUCCUCGGUGCUGGUGCUGGACGACGUGAACCCCAGUGCCCGCUUUGUCACCGUGCCCCUGCUCCACCGCAUGGCCAGCGCCAUCAAGUGCCAGUACUACUUUGCCGAUGCCUGGAUGAUGUUCAGCGAGAUCACCUUCCAGUCGGAUGCAGCCAUGUACAACAACUCUCUGGCCCCCCCCGAGGCGCCCGUGGUCCCCACCACCUACGACCCCACACUCAAGGUAGACGACAGCAACACGCGCAUUCUGAUCGGGUGCCUGGUGGCGAUCAUCUUCAUCCUGGUGGCCAUCAUCGUCAUCAUAUUGUGGCGGCAGUUCUGGCAGAAGAUGCUGGAGAAGGCGUCACGGAGGAUGCUGGAUGACGAAAUGACCGUCAGCCUCUCCCUGCCCAGCGAAUCCAGCAUGUUCAACCACAACCGCUCCUCCUCCUCCAGCGAGCAGGAGUCCAGCUCCACCUACGACCGCAUAUUCCCCCUGGGACCUGACUACCAGGAGCCCUCCCGCCUGAUCCGCAAGCUGCCCGAGUUCACCCCGGGGGAGGAGGACACAGGCUGCAGCAGCCCCAUGAAGCAAUCCCAGGCCAGCGUCCCUGAAGGCGUCCCCCACUACGCCGAGGCCGACAUCGUGAACCUGCAGGGCGUGACGGGCGGCAACACCUACUCGGUGCCGGCCCUCACCAUGGACCUGCUCUCCGGCAAGGAUGUGGCUGUCGAGGAGUUCCCCAGGAAGCUGCUGACCUUCAAGGAGAAGCUGGGGGAAGGCCAGUUUGGGGAGGUUCACCUCUGCGAAGUGGAGGGGAUGGAGAAGUUCACGGGCAAGGACUUUGCUCUGGAGGGCUUGGACACCAGCUCCAACCACCCUGUGCUGGUGGCUGUGAAGAUGCUGCGAGCAGAUGCCAACAAGAAUGCCAGGAAUGAUUUUCUGAAGGAAAUCAAGAUCAUGUCACGGCUGAAAGACCCCAACAUCAUCCGGCUGCUGGCAGUGUGCAUUGCGGACGACCCGCUGUGCAUGAUCACCGAGUACAUGGAGAACGGGGACCUCAACCAGUUCCUGUCCCGCCAACAGGCAGGCAGCCCCCCCGCAGGCCACGCGCCCACCGUCAGCUACAGCAACCUGCGGUUCAUGGCCACCCAGAUUGCCUCCGGCAUGAAGUACCUCUCCUCCCUCAACUUCGUGCACCGAGACCUGGCCACACGCAACUGCCUGGUGGGGAAGCAGUACACCAUCAAGAUAGCCGAUUUCGGCAUGAGCAGGAAUCUCUACAGCGGGGACUACUACCGUAUCCAGGGACGGGCGGUGCUGCCCAUCCGCUGGAUGUCCUGGGAGAGCAUCCUGCUGGGCAAGUUCACAACGGCCAGUGACGUGUGGGCAUUUGGCGUGACGCUGUGGGAGACCUUCACGCUCUGCCGGGAGCAGCCCUACUCGCAGCUGUCCGAUGAGCAGGUCAUCGAAAACACUGGCGAGUUUUUCCGGGACCAGGGCCGGCAGACCUACCUUCCCCAGCCUGCACUAUGCCCUGACUCAGUCUAUAAGCUAAUGCUCAGCUGCUGGAGACGGGACACUAAAGAUCGUCCCUCCUUCCAGGACAUCCAUCGCCUUCUCCAAGAGUCAGCCAGUGAAGAAUGACCCUUUGCUCCCCCCCAGCCCGGUCCCCAUCCCUCCCCAUCCACAGAGGAGCCCCAUACGCAAACCGAAGCCACUUCACUCGGACUUAGCAAUAAAACCCGGCAGCUGGUCUUGUUCUCAUUGUACAGUGAAGCCUCAGAGGAAAACCCCAAGGGCAGCAAGGAGAGCCACGGCGUGGGACGACUCGGACCUCCCCCUCGCUUGCUGACCCGAGCCCGGGAGCAACGCAGGCUGAGAUGAGGGUUAUUUAUUGAUGCAGCAUGUUCUUGGUGAUGAAGACCAGGACAGAGUGGCUUCUUUCCCCUGGUCGGAGGGGAGGAAUGUCAGCUGGACUUUCUCCGUGAGGAAGAUCCCGGCCCAUGUGCAGGGCAGGUGCCUGGGGAAGGGAUGCGCGUGGGUACCUGCCCACUGGAGCAGGGACCGUCUGGCAGCCACUACCUGCUCGAGGAGGAGCUGGGAGUUGCCACUAGCUCACAGUGGGCUGUGCAAUUACAGGGUGAAAAGAAAAACUCUCCGGACGUUCUGGCCUUUGGACAUGCCGCAUGGAGGGGCAGGCAGCCCCGUCCCUGCCAGCCAGACCCCAGUUGCACAGGGAGAAGCCUGACAGCACUCUCGGCUACUCGCCCGGCUGCUGGAGUGGGCAGUGUGCUCAGCCGGGGCCCCUCCGUGUCAGCCGGGGAGGAGUGGGCAUGCCAGCCCCAGUGAGAGGCAUGCCAAGGGGACCUCCUCUCACCAACCACAGCCACUCCAGAGCUGCUCAGCUGCCCACGAAAUGCAUUUUGGAUGCCCCACGGGUGCUGUGUGGCAGCCAGUGGUGGGAUGUUAGCACCUUUCACCUCCAAGGGGAAAUCUCCAGGUCCUCCUCUCCCGGGGUUAACCCACAUCUUCACCCGCCAUGAGAGGAAUGCACAUAGCAGAGCUUUCACUGGCUGCUGCCCGAUGCCCAAGCCUGCAACAGCCUGUGGGCAUGAAGCAGUGGGCACCCCGG
Gavia stellata (red-throated loon) is the source of this 3599-nucleotide messenger RNA. RefSeq names its product discoidin domain receptor tyrosine kinase 2 (gene DDR2). Gene Ontology annotation, molecular function: ATP binding; protein tyrosine kinase collagen receptor activity; collagen binding. The record is from RefSeq and is a predicted model, not a curated record. NCBI's taxonomy places the organism in Eukaryota, Metazoa, Chordata, Aves, Gaviiformes, Gaviidae. The transcript has 17 exons. Gene Ontology annotation, biological process: multicellular organism development; protein phosphorylation; positive regulation of kinase activity. The coding region runs from base 32 to 2611 and encodes 859 amino acids. Gene Ontology annotation, cellular component: signaling receptor complex; membrane.